AUGCGGCUCACGGCGGAGCUCAUCAGGGACUCUCUCUCCUACCUGAACCCGCUCAAGGAGCGUGAGCUCGAUCUCCGAGCGAGGCCCCUUCGCCGGGCGCGUGCGAGACAGGACACCGAAUCCCCGCCAUUGAGAACCUGGGCGCUGCCGGCCCCCUCGGCAACUUCCCCCUGUCGCCGCGCAUCACCACCCUGCUGCUCGCCCGCAACCGCGGUCGCCUCCAUACAGCCCGCCCUGCCCACCGCCAUCCCGAACCUGCGCCACCUCGUUCUCGCCUCGAACCAGAUCGCCGAGCUCGCCGACCUCGAUGUCCUCGCCAAGUUUGCCCGCCUAACCCACCUCGUGCUGAUCGAGAACCCUGUCACCAGGAAGGAGAACUACCGCUACUGGGUGCUCUGGCGGUGUCCCGGCGUCCGUUUCCUCGACUAUGUCAAGGUCAAGGACGCCGAGCGCCAGCGGGCCGUUGCCCUUUUUGGCACGGCCGACGAGCCGACGGCGCUCGCCUCCAAGAUCAUGGGCGUCAAGUCCAAGACGUUCGACACGGGCGCUGCGGGCGGCACCCGCUACUGCCGGCGACCAGGCGCAGGGCUCGCGCCUGUCUCGCAUCAAACUCACCGACAGGAGAAGAAGCGUCUGCAGGAGAUGAUCAAGCGCGCCGACAGCCUGCAGGAGAUCAUCCGGCUCGAGAAGAUGCUCAACGAGGGGGACAUUACCCCCCGGCGUGCACCUCGAUGCUGA
Molecule: messenger RNA, 738 nt
Organism: Verticillium alfalfae VaMs.102
Lineage: Eukaryota; Fungi; Ascomycota; Sordariomycetes; Glomerellales; Plectosphaerellaceae
Product: U2 small nuclear ribonucleoprotein A
Exons: 5
Coding region: 1-738 (245 amino acids)
Biological process (GO): mRNA splicing, via spliceosome
Cellular component (GO): U2 snRNP
Molecular function (GO): protein binding; U2 snRNA binding
Source: RefSeq, a predicted model, not a curated record